Messenger RNA from Balaenoptera ricei (Rice's whale), 4802 nucleotides. It is a transcript of the gene RIN2, whose product is annotated as Ras and Rab interactor 2. Gene Ontology annotation, cellular component: endocytic vesicle; cytosol. Gene Ontology annotation, biological process: signal transduction; vesicle-mediated transport. Lineage: Eukaryota; Metazoa; Chordata; Mammalia; Artiodactyla; Balaenopteridae. Gene Ontology annotation, molecular function: small GTPase binding; guanyl-nucleotide exchange factor activity. The record is from RefSeq and is a predicted model, not a curated record. The coding region runs from base 520 to 3276 and encodes 918 amino acids. The transcript has 15 exons.
GAGCGGUUGGGGGAGGGGGAUGGCUAGAGCUGGAUCCGAGGGAGGGCGGGAGGCAGACACAAAGCCCUUCCCUCGCCUCCCCCUCCACCUCCCCUCCUUCUCUUCCUCCUCCUCCUCCUCCUGCUCCUCCCGGGCGGGGAAAGUCAGCCCCGCGCUAGUCCGCGGGGCCACCGGUCGCCCCCGCCUCCGGGACCUGCGGGGAGGGCCUGCGCGAGAUGGAUAAAGGACAUGUGGACUUCUGAGCUUCCGCCGGAGAAGAUAACAGUUCAAGCCCUCCAGGAUGCUGGGCAGGUGGGGGCUGGAGUGAGAGAUGCUGGCGUGAAGGGAAACCUACGGAGAGCACCUAAUCAUAAUUCAAAUUUUGCUUAUGAACAUGGAGACAGAGCAAGGGCCAUGGUUGGAUGAUCUGAAUGGCUUGAAGGAUCCAGCACGUGUCCCCCCAUCAAGAGCCAGAUCCGUGGAUGGACCUACCUCCUGAACUUCCCUACUGACAGCUCAAACUCAGCAGUUCUCAAAUUUAUGAAGCCAAGACUGGAGUCCCAGGCGUGCAGUAGAGUCUCGCUGCGGGAAAUGUCAGCUUGGACCAUGGGCGCCUGCGGUCUGGAGAAGCGAGGAAGUUUCUUUAAGCUUAUUGACACAAUCGCCUCGGAGAUUGGAGAACUGAAACAGGAGAUGGUGCAGACAGAUGUCAGCCUGGAAAAUGGCCUGGGACCCACAGAAGCCCACAGCAUGGUGAGGCACAAGGACGAUGGCUACUCCGAGGAAAAGGAUGUGAAGACCUGUCCCCGGGACUCUGGCUACGACAGCCUGUCCAACAGGCUCAGCGUCUUGGACCGCCUCCUGCACACCCACCCCAUAUGGCUGCAGCUGGGUCUGAGCGAAGACGAGGCGGCAGGAGUCCUACGGGCACAGCCUCCGGGGAUCUUCCUGGUUCGUAAAUCCACCAAAAUGCAGAAGAAAGUCCUCUCCCUUCGCCUGCCCUGUGAAUCUGGAGCCCCACUCAAGGAAUUUGCCAUAAAGGAAAGCACAUACACCUUUUCCCUGGAAGGCUCAGGAAUCAGUUUUGCGGAUUUAUUCCGGCUCAUUGCUUUCUACUGCAUCAGCAGGGACGUCCUGCCGUUUACCUUGAAGUUGCCUUAUGCCAUUUCAACAGCCAAGACUGAGGCUCAGCUUGAAGAACUAGCCCAACUGGGACUAAAUUUUUGGAGCUCUCCAGCUGACAACAAACCCCCAAACCCUCCACCUCCCCAUAGGCCUCUCUCCUCCGACGGUGUGGGUCCUGCCUCGCGUCAGCUCUGCCUUAUAAAUGGAGUGCAUUCUAUAAAAACCAGGACGCCCUCGGAGCUGGAGUGCAGCCAGACCAACGGAGCCCUGUGCUUUAUUAAUCCUCUGUUCUUCAAAGUGCACAGCCAGGAGAUCGGCGGAGGCCCGAAGCGGCCCUGCACCCGGACUCCCCCCGACGCGAAUGGCACGGAGAGGCCUCGGUCCCCCCCACCCCGGCCCCCGCCCCCCGCUAUUAAUAGUGUGCACGGCAGCCCCCAGCUGUCCGGGCCCGCGGCCCCCGCGAGCAUGCCGGAAACCGUGGCCCAUCACCAACACGGCGACGGAGCUCGGCUUGGAGCGAAACCAACCCCCGUCCCUCCGCCCCGGCUCAAGAAGCAGGCGUCUUUUCUCGAGGCGGAGGGCGGCGCCAAGACCUUGAUCGGCGGCCGGCCUCGCCCGGAGCCCGCGGCGGGCCCGGCCGGCGGCGCAGGUGGAGCCCCGGCGGCGGCGGUGGAGGAGGAGGAGGCCCCGCGGGAUUGCACAAGGGCCCGGCCCGCCGCCGCCCCUGCAUCCCCAUCCCGGGCCCCGUGGCGCGGAGGCCGACAGAGGCUGAGUGACAUGAGCAUUUCCACUUCCUCCUCCGACUCGCUGGACCUGGACCGCAGCAUGCCCCUGUUUGGUUACGAGGCGGACACCAACAGCAGCCUGGAGGACUACGACGUGGAGAGCGACCAGGAGACCAUGGCCCCCCCCAUCAAGUCCAAGAAGAAGAGGAACAGCUCCUUCGUGCUGCCCAAGCUCGUCAAGUCCCAGCUCCGCAAGAUGAGCGGGGUGUUCAGCUCCUUCCUGACCCCCGAGAAGCGCAUGGUGCGCAGGAUCGCCGAGCUGGCCCGCGACAAGCGCACCUACUUCGGCUGCCUGGUGCAGGACUAUGUGAGCUUCCUGCAGGAGAACAAGGAGUGCCACGUGUCCAGCACGGACCUGCUGCAGACCGUCCGGCAGUUCAUGACCCAGGUGAAGAACUACUUGUCCCAGAGCUCGGAGCUGGACCCCCCCAUCGAGUCGCUGAUCCCCGAAGACCAAAUAGAUGUGGUAUUGGAAAAAGCCAUGCACAAGUGCAUCCUGAAGCCCCUGAAGGGCCACGUCGAGGCCAUGCUGAAGCACUUCCAUGUGGCCGACGGCUCAUGGAAACAACUCAAGGAGAACUUGCAGCUCGUGCGGCAGAGGAAUCCACAGGAGCUGGGCGUCUUCGCCCCCACCCCUGACUUUGUGGACGUGGAGAAAAUCAAAGUCAAGUUCAUGACCAUGCAGAAGAUGUAUUCACCAGAAAAGAAAGUCAUGCUGCUGCUGAGGGUCUGCAAGCUCAUCUACACCGUCAUGGAGAACAACUCAGGGAGGAUGUAUGGAGCCGAUGACUUUUUACCGGUCCUGACCUAUGUCAUAGCCCAGUGUGACAUGUUGGAACUGGACACAGAGAUUGAGUACAUGAUGGAACUCCUGGACCCAUCCCUGUUACACGGAGAAGGAGGCUACUACCUGACCAGCGCCUACGGAGCACUUUCCCUGAUAAAGAAUUUCCAGGAAGAGCAGGCAGCGAGACUUCUCAGCUCUGAGGCCAGGGACACCCUGAGGCAGUGGCACAAGCGGAGGACCACCAACCGGACCAUCCCCUCAGUGGACGACUUUCAGAAUUACCUCCGGGUCGCAUUCCAGGACGUCAACAGUGGCUGCACGGGAAAGACCCUCCUCGUGAGGCCUUACGUCACCACGGAGGACGUGUGUCAGCUCUGUGCCGAGAAGUUCAAGGUGGCCGACCCCGAGGAGUACAGCCUCUUCCUCUUCGUGGACGAAACGUGGCAGCAGCUGGCAGAGGACACGUACCCUCAGAAAAUCAAGGCCGAGCUGCACAGCCGGCCACAGUCCCACGUCUUCCACUUUGUCUACAAGCGCAUCAAGAAGGAUCCUUACGGCGUCAUCUUCCAGAACGGGGAAGAAGAGCUCACCGCCUCCUAGGAGACACGCGAGGCUUCCCAGUGGUGCAUCCAAAGAGGGGAGUUAGGAACCUGGCCCCUGGCUUCCACGUGCUUGUGCUUGAAAAGCAGUCACCUCCUUGGGGACCGCUCGGUUCAGUGACGGAGCCAUCCACGGGCCGACUUGGCCGAGGGCACCUUUAGCCACGACGCCCAAGCACAGUAGCUGAGGUUCAUGAAACAAACAGUAGGAUCCGUCCUUCAGAGAUGGAGAACUGCAUCUGAUGGUUCAGGUGUCCCGGGAUCGUUUGCUGCCUACCCCCAGCCAGGUACUGGGUUGGCUCACGUGUAUGUAUGCGUACUGAAUAAACAUUUAAGGUACAAGCUCUUCUCUUGAGUUCAACAGCAGGCGUUUGACAAGACUGUCCGAUGCGGUGCAUCAAGGACCUCUCAGUUCAGUGGGUGCCUCCAUCCUUUCCUUCCUUCCUUUCUUCUUUCUUCUUUUUUUUUUUUUUUAUGAAGAGCCUUUGCGUUUUUAUAUAUUUCAUAGAAAUUUUUAUAGCAGUUGCAGGUAAACUGUCAGGAUUGGUUUUUAAAAUAUUUUUGUAACUUUAAGAUAUUCUAUAAUUAUGCAUGUGAUUUUUAACAUUUAAUAUGCAAAAAGAAAUCUCUUGCUGGAUUUGAGAGUAUUGCAUUUUAAAAGUCUCUCUUCUGUAACUGGAUGUUUGGGCAACUUUGUGGGGAGAGACUGCUGGGUUUCUUACAGCGAUGUAUUACUGACACUGGCCACAGAAUGCCUUUGGAAAUCCGACGUACUGUUAUUACCUUGUUCACGCUCAGUGGUAUCGCGUUGUUUUGUGUUUUCACCAAGUAAUGCUGGGGAUCAGGAAAGAAAUGAAUGUAGAGAGAGGUCGAGAGGGAAAUACAGACUCUAACAGAGGACUAAGGGGUGGAGUCUGCUGGUUCAGGCUCCUUGAAGGAAGUGGGAAAAGGAGAUAAAAGGAACCACCUAUGCUGAAAAUACUGUAAAUAUGCAGUGAGAUUUGCAAAAUCUGUCCCAUGUUAUUUGCUUUCGGAAGCAAUUUUGAAAACCCCACGAGGGAAAAAAAAAAUAAGAACACCACUUUUUUAUUUUCCUUUUCCACAUAAAUCAAAACUAACAGCAUCAGAUUAUUUUGGGCAGAAACCACGUAAUGUGAGUUUCACUGAGUUAAAUAAAUGCCAUUUGGAAAGGAGUUUGCAAAUGCACCAAAAAGCCAAUCUGUGUUGUAGAAUGUGUGGCGAAGUUAAAUUUCUGUUUUACGAAACCUGUUUGGGCGGGGGCUGGGGGGGGCGGUUUGCACAGAGGAUGAGGGUCUCGUAUCAACGUAACGAAGGUAGUUACAAAAACAUGUUAUUGUACUGUGUAAGGAUGCGUAGUCAUCUAAUUUUGUUGGCUUUGUACCUUGUACCUUUUUAAGCUUUUGCUGUACAUGUGGAACCCUCAACACAUACUGUGUUGUACUUCCUUUUGUAAAUGAUUUUUUUAAUGGAAUUUUGCACAUAAUACAUUGUAAUACUGUACGAUAA